Seriola aureovittata is the source of this 2157-nucleotide messenger RNA. Its product is annotated as claudin-9-like. Gene Ontology annotation, molecular function: structural molecule activity. Lineage: Eukaryota; Metazoa; Chordata; Actinopteri; Carangiformes; Carangidae. Gene Ontology annotation, biological process: cell adhesion; bicellular tight junction assembly. Gene Ontology annotation, cellular component: plasma membrane; bicellular tight junction. The transcript is spliced from 2 exons. Bases 444 to 1115 code for a protein of 223 amino acids. The record is from RefSeq and is a predicted model, not a curated record.
AGCAACAAAGUCUGAAACAAAGUGUCCUUGUGCUUUUUUUGCAUAACUAGCUGUGUGUGUGUAUGUAUUUAGUAUGCAGUAUUACACACUGCUGCCCUCCUACACCCCUGCGUAUGGGAUCCAGAGAGACAAGCUGGCCAGUCAUAACAGGAGAAAGACACCAGCUACUCACAUCACACGAUUAUACCACCAAGGGAGCGCACAAAGAUUGGUUAACACGCUGUCUGUGGACUUCUGAUUGAACAGUUGGCGACCCAACUCACAGUCCCUGGUCAUCUCACUGAAAGUUUGAGAAUAUACUGGGAGAAGACUUGACCUUCAUUUACUGAGUGCUCAGCUCUCAACAACCUCCUUGUGAGUAAGACAAGAACAAAUCUGGACUCGGGACUUUCUGAGGAACAUUUUGUCGAUGUUGAGAGCGUUCUAAAGUUUCUUCAGGGAUCAUGGCGUCAACAGGUCUUCAGCUGCUGGGCUUGGUUUUGGCUUUGCUGGGUUGGGUGUUCGGGGCACUGGUGUGCGCGGCCCCUCUGUGGCGUGUGUCUGCCUUCGUAGGAGGAGAGCUAGUGAUUGCUCAGGUGAUGUGGGAGGGACUGUGGAUGAACUGCCUCUCUCAGACCACAGGCCAGAUCCAGUGCAAGACCUAUGACUCCACCCUGGCCCUGCCCAUGUCUGCCCAAGCCGCCCGGAGCCUCACUGUCCUCGCCCUGCUCCUCUGCCUUGUGGCGCUCAUGCUCGGGGUGGCGGGCGCCAAGUGUACGCACUGCAUGGGCGACAGUAACCAGGCCUCUAAGGCUCGGCUGGCGAGGAUAGCAGGGGUGCUCUUCCUUGUGGCUGGCCUUGCCUACUUGAUACCCAUCUGCUGGACGGCCCAUGCAAUCAUCAGGGACUUCUAUGAUCCGAAUAUUGCAGCGCCUCUAAAGAGAGAGCUGGGGCCGGCGUUGUACCUUGGCUGGGGGGCCAGCCUGCUGCUCCUGGUCGGGGGCUCUCUGCUGCACAUUGGCUCUUCUCCACCAGGUGGAAGAGUGCUGCCUGUUUUCGGAGGAGCAGCAGCGAAAGACAACCCACACACAGGGGCAGCAGGGGAGGUUAAGCAACAAGAAAAAUCAUUUGUAUGAGAUCAUUUUAUCGGACUUGUGAGGUACAAACAAACCCAGAGGUCAAAACCUGGUCAGACAAGCUUCUGGAAACUGCAAGAUCACAAUCUAUAGGAAAAUAAUCGGCCUAUAUUUAGUUUUUAAUGAGUUGUCUUAUAAGGCUGAGUUCAUUACACUUACAUGAUUAACUACAUAGUAAUGGGGCUCUAACACAAUUUACAUUAUUUAAGGGCUGUGUGUCAGAGUGGGAGUUAAAAUGAAUUGUGGGAGGAUAUUAGAUGUUUAGAUGUUUAUUAAUGUGUGUGACUUACAUUUCUCAAAUACCACUCUGCCUCUGCUUAUGUGUGUGUGUGUGUGUGUGUGUCUGUGUGUGUGUGUGUGUGCAUGCGUGCGCGUGUGUGUGUGUGUGUGUGGGCGGUCUGUGUACAGAGGGCCAGUGUACAUAGUACUUCUGUGUAUGCUGGUGUUUUCAUUGCAAAUAUGUGGGCAGUCAGUGAUGCUUGUUUAUUUACUUUUAAUGCACUUUUUUUUUUUUUUUGGAUCCCAGGCAAAUUUACUCUUCGUAUUUAAUUCUCAAUUUUUAUUUAUUUAUUUAUUUUUUUAAAUUGUGGUUCUGCAAUUUGCAUAUGUCCAGUGCUCUUUUGUUGAUAUCACUUUAAACACUGUCUUUUAGAGCUUUUUUGUUUUAACGUCAUAUGAGAAAUUAUUAUUAAUAUUUAUGUUAAUUUAUUUUUACUUAUUGUGUUUUCCAGUGGUAACAAUUUUGUUAAUUUAGUGUAACAAAAAAUUUGUGACUGAUCUGAACAAAACGGUGACUGUAAUACAGGUAUAUCAAUGAAUGCAGUAGUUUAAAUUAUAUUUUCAACAUUAUUUAGGUAUUCACUGGGUUACAUGAAAAAAUCUUUUGCUCAGUUGACUUAAUAAUAUUAUACAGUAAAAUUUAUUAAAUACAUGUACAGAAGUGUGACAUUGCAUUUUCCACCUUUACUUUUUUGUUGAUGACAGUCUUUUGAUGUAUAAUCACUUACGCACAAUAAAUAUAAGCAUUUGCUUUCGCCAACAA